Eremomyces bilateralis CBS 781.70 is the source of this 534-nucleotide messenger RNA. RefSeq lists its product as uncharacterized. NCBI's taxonomy places the organism in Eukaryota, Fungi, Ascomycota, Dothideomycetes, Eremomycetales, Eremomycetaceae. The coding region runs from base 112 to 339 and encodes 75 amino acids. The transcript has 4 exons. The record is from RefSeq and is a predicted model, not a curated record.
UUUCCUAGGGCGAUCAAAGACGUCUUAAACAGCUGAGGGAGCGUCUCUGCCUUGAUUAUACCAUCCACCACAUCGGAGUAAUCGACCGAGAGUCGGACCACAACCAUCAUCAUGGCCGGACACAACCCUCCCACUAUACUCCUGGACCCGGCGCUGGUCAAAUAUGCCAGCAUGAGCGUCAACCGAUAUAAAUACUUCCGAUGGACCCCACGAACAUUCGGGCUCACCCUUCUUUACGUGGCGAUCAUCCCGUUCGGUAUCGGAUAUGUUGCGUACAAGACCGAUGGAAAAUGGGAUAUGAGAGGGAAGCGGAAGGGGGAUACGGUUUCCGAGUUCUGAGCGAGGGAUGGAGAGGGGUGAGGAAUAUAAGCACGGCUUAUAGACGAUAUCUUGAGUCGUUCUCAUAUGGCUUGGAGUUUGGGGUUUGCCGUGCUGCAAGAACGAUGAAUAUCCCUGGAUGUGCCGACCAUUUCGGGCGGGAAGCAUUGUACAUACAUAGAACUCGGCAAGAAAGAAGAUAUUCGAUGACCGCCA